Brugia malayi is the source of this 540-nucleotide messenger RNA. RefSeq lists its product as uncharacterized. The transcript has 2 exons. The record is from RefSeq and is a predicted model, not a curated record. Bases 1 to 540 code for a protein of 179 amino acids. NCBI's taxonomy places the organism in Eukaryota, Metazoa, Nematoda, Chromadorea, Rhabditida, Onchocercidae.
AUGCAGAAUGGAGAGGUUUCAUGCCUGUCAUGUGGCUCAUUGGACAGUUUAAAUAUUUGUCCAAGAUGUGCUCUUCCGUAUUGCUGUGUUAAGUGUUAUCGGAGUGAGCAACAUCGGGAGUGUUCAGAAUCGUUUUAUCGUGAAUGUGUCGAACAGGAAUUGCGUUGUCAGAGUGAUGUACGAAAGCCUUUGAAAACUUUUGAAGAAUUCAUGAAUGAACAACCUGGAGAUUUUCGAAUGAAUAUGGAAUUCCCAGGUAGUUCUGAUCAUAUAAUGGACUCAGAUGAUGAUGAUGUUGAUAACGUUGAUAAUUACUUGGAGAAAGUAAAAGACAGAUGCACUUCGGAAUAUCAGUCAGCCGAUGAACGUGAGCUUGAUAGACAAUUAACAGUACUUGGUAUUGGCACAGACAGCGAGAGUCUUCUGUCAUCGCUCAGCGAUAUGGAAAAGAAGUCGUUUAACUUGUUUUACAAUAAAUUAUUAGAACAAGACACUGGUCUUAGUCGAUCAGUUUUCACGAAGAAGCAGGAACCGAAAUAG